Mercenaria mercenaria is the source of this 2481-nucleotide messenger RNA. RefSeq lists its product as uncharacterized. Bases 1 to 2481 code for a protein of 826 amino acids. Gene Ontology annotation, molecular function: protein binding. Gene Ontology annotation, biological process: signal transduction. The record is from RefSeq and is a predicted model, not a curated record. Lineage: Eukaryota; Metazoa; Mollusca; Bivalvia; Venerida; Veneridae. The transcript has a single exon.
AUGAUCUUGCAUCUAGGUUGUAAUGUAUUUCCAGUUCCCCCCGGAAUUCUUCAUGACCCAAUUGCUGCGGACUUGUAUCUUAAAGCCUUAAAAGAUGGGAAAGAAAAAGACCGAUCCAUUCGAAUAAACGUUGUUGGUAACUUUGCACAAGGUAAAACAUCUCUAGUUAAACGAUUAGUCGGAGAAUCUGUUGAAGAUGUAGAAAGUACAAAUGGUAUAGAAGUUGAUCGGUAUAGCUGUUGGAAGGGGGCAGACUGCACAUUGUCCUAUGUGAAGAAAGAAUCUAUAGAUACCUCAGAUAUAGGCAAACGCCUGGUGGCUAUUGCGUGUUCCGAUACAGAAUUUGGAAAUGACAACAAAACGGAAGCUGGGAGUGCCGACGAAUCAGUCAUGUCCGAAAUUGAAACUGGCCUUACAGAGACAACUCUCUAUGACAGGAAAAACAUGAAACGAUUUUGGUCAGAUGUUGAAGUGACUGAGUCAGCAGAGAGUGUAACACAGACACAUGAUGUCGAUGAAACUGAAACACUAGACUCGAGAUAUUUGAUAGCCGCAGAAGAAUUAAGAAUAUUUGAAGAACAGCUUAGACACAGGGAGAUAAAUAACUCAGGCGAAGAAAGUAAUCCUGUGUCUUUUGAUAUUUGGGACUUCGGGGGUCAGUAUACAUUUUAUGCUACCCAUACAAUAUUUCUUAGUAGGAAAGCCAUAUAUAUAUUGGUAUUUAAUCUUUCCUCAGACUUAAACGAACGAUUAAAGGAGGAAAUCGACAAUGAGGAUGAAUCAUGUUUGUCAUCGAAGGACAGGGAUAUGAAAUAUUUCAUUAAUUUCUGGAUGAACUCAAUUCAUUCUUUCGUAGGCAAUGAUGCAGGAACAGAACCUCAGGUAAUUCUUGUUGGAACACAUAAAGAUAAGCUCAAGGGUGAUAAAAAAACAAAGCAAAAAUCGGCUGAAAUAUACUUCAGUGAUAUUCGGGACCUCUUCGAAGGAACGCAUGUGCUUAACCAUAUCCGGUCAGAAGAUUACGCAGUAGAUAACACUGACGAAACCGAUAAAUCUAUUAAAGAACUUAGAGAAAAAAUAAUUGAAAUUGGUGAAGAAAAUGCAAAAACGGAAAUAAUACCGGCAAAAUGGAUACACCUAGAAAAGACAUUGAUUCAAAAUAGACACAGAAAAAUAGUAUCGCUGAAAACUGUGAUUGAAAUGGACGCUGAGAGCAUUUUUCCCAUAGCUAAACAUGACCAGAUCAAAUUGUUUCUGAAAUACCACCAUAACAAAGGUACCUUGUGUUAUUUUGACAAAGAACCAAUAUCCAGAGACGUAGUGUUGGACCCUCAAUACUUAAUCGAUGCAUUUAAAUGCAUCAUUACUGCUGAGAGAUUUUGUAAGAAGAACAAUGAGAUAAGACCAUUUUGGCAAAAACUUAUCAAGGAAGCAAAGUUGGAACACGCUCUUAUCGACAAAAUUUGGGCAAAAGAAGAAGAACAUGGUUUCAUGAAACAUAAAGAUACUCUUCUUGAAUUUCUCAAGAAACAUCAUAUCAUAUCGGAAGUGAGGUAUAAUAGUAACAAACUAUUGCCUGUAGUGUGUGAUUGGUUUAUCGUGCCAAGUUUUCUGCGGGAUCACAGUUCAGAGUCCAAAAUAUCUGAAUUCCUCACAGGGAAACAGCAAACACAAAUGCGUUACAUGCUGACAUUUGAUAGUACUGCUAUUGUUCCAACGGUAUAUUAUCGUGUGAUUGCAGCCACAUUAGGGAAAUACGCUGUAGUUAAGUUCCAAACCGCUAAUUUGAUGUACAAAAACCUGUCAGUUUUUCGUCUGGAAACAUAUAAUGCCGGCCUGAUAGAAUUGAAAAAUGCAACCAUAGAGCUUACAGUAGUUGGUUUGUGUCCAUCAGUAACAGUGAAUGCUGAAGUAGCUGACGGCUUUCGUCGCUUUGUUGUAUCAAUAGUUGAACACACGUUUGGCAAACUACGAGAUGCGGCCGAACAGUUCAAGAAACCGUUUGUGUCAAGGUUCAGAUGCAACCACCCCAGUCACGGAUUUUCUGGAAGUGUAAACCUCAUGGAAAUAUCGCAAAUGGAAACCAAAAAGCUUUUGCCAUGUCCUGAUUCAAUGUCGCACGAAAUCUUUACUAAAAAGGCUAUGUCUGAGUGGUUCCAAAAUAGCGAAUGUCUCAAGCUCACCCCAAAGUAUGAACUGUCUGACAAAUAUCUGAGCAAAAUAUCUCGGGCUAUUGGAGGUAAUUGGGAACUACUUGGAUAUGAACUUGGUCUGACGGAAGUGGAUAUUCAGCAUAUUAUUGCUGAUAAUCCACACUCGGUAAUUCUGAGAAUUUACAAAAUGCUAAAACUGUGGAGUCGGAAAGAGGCAGAGAAGGCUUCUACUGCUACCAUAGAUGUUUUAGUGCAGACCAUAAAAGUUUGCAGAGAAGUGUUUGUCGAUUGGGACAUCAUUCGAAACGUGAUAGACGAACUAGAAUAA